Fomitiporia mediterranea MF3/22 is the source of this 4103-nucleotide messenger RNA. RefSeq lists its product as uncharacterized. Gene Ontology annotation, biological process: vacuolar acidification. The record is from RefSeq and is a predicted model, not a curated record. Lineage: Eukaryota; Fungi; Basidiomycota; Agaricomycetes; Hymenochaetales; Hymenochaetaceae. Gene Ontology annotation, cellular component: RAVE complex. The transcript has 18 exons. Bases 28 to 4062 code for a protein of 1344 amino acids. Gene Ontology annotation, molecular function: protein binding.
CGACGCAGCUCGGUCGCCUCAGUAUUAAUGCUGGAGCUAGUCCACGCAUUCGUCGGCUGUCCCUCUUCCGAUGUCCAUAUCCUCACUCUUCCGAGUGAGAUUCUACUCGCAUAUGCAUUCGCUGACUGCGUAGUUUUGUUGGAUGCACGCACCUUUGUCUUUAAGAGAGCACUCACGUUCAGAGAGGUUUUCCCUAGUUCUCGAGAUACAAAUGAGCAUAUCAGACGCGUUUCAAUCGAGCCAAGCAUGAAGCUGAUUGCAGCUUCGAUGGGCCCAAACAUCGCUGUAUGGGCGCUUUCUGAUGUCCAGAAGGAUACUUGGAGAGUAUUUUCUUCUCUUAUAUCAGUCGAUAGGCAAUUGGUGACAGCUAUAGACUGCAAGUCUGGUCUUCUUGGUGUGGGUACUGCUACUGGGUUAUCGGUCUACACGUUGAAUCUUGAGGCCGGGUUGCCAGUUUGGACUAUAAAAUGGUCUAUUCCUACCUUGCCGUACUCGACAGUUCGAUUCUCACCGUCAUUAAUGCAUCUUGCCACCAUUAGCACUGAUGACAACGUAGUUCGCAUCUAUUCCACAGCGUCUGGUAGCUUGCUACAGUCCAUUCGACACCCUCGGCCAGUAAAAGACUUUAUUUGGAGAUUUUCUGAGAAGUCUAGCAGAGACGACCUCAUCCUGUAUACUAUAACGACGGAUGCUACGCUCCGCGUUUUUCUGCCUGUAUUGGAUACACCACAUUAUCUUCAACUCCAUGCAACUCUUGACCUUCAUUCUGAUGUGCCGCGUGGGACUAAUGGCAAAAUUAUCGACUCGAAUAUAUUCUGGCUACAUAAGGACUCGCUGGAUAAUUCCUUCCAAGCUAUUGUUUCUGCAGCGCAUGGCCCGGAGGACGAGACCCUCUACAGGCGAAUGAAGGACUUGAGCAGUGAAGGCUGGGACUUCUUCGUCCGAGUUUUCCCAGAUAACUCGCUGGUUGUUCGCGCAGUUGCAAACAUCGAUAGUCGACCUCCAACUCUUCUAAAGCAGUUCACCUUACUUCAGUCGCCACCCGAUACGUUGUUUUCAUACCCACGCCACCUUCAUAUUCUCAAGACUCCUAAUCACUCUUCUGUCAUUUUUGUCACUUCACCUCCGUUGCGGACAUACGAAAUGGACCCACUCCAUUUCUUUGAGGAUGGGAAAAGGGGCAUGGUUCUCCUUUCUCAAGGCCCCGACUUCAAUGAGAGCGAGACGUCUAAAAUUCUUCGGUUUGUCCGAACUCCAGAGGGACUCGGUUUUGCCAUCAUACGGGAACAUUUUGUUGAGGCAUGGAAUCUUCACUCUAAGAUCUCCGACAUGAAGUGUCUCGGUCGGUGGCCAAAUGCAGACCUUGUGACGGUGUUGGACCGCGGAAGGCGUAUUGCUUUGUACUCGGAAAUAGGUGAAGACCCAACGCUCACAGUACACCAAUGUUCUGCUCCAACGUACACAAGUACUGUAUCCGUGGAACGGCUAACCUCACUAUUCUGUCUUCCGUCCGGGUCAUCCAAUAGUAUCAUUGGUAUAACUCCGUCGUAUCAAAUUAUCCAGAUUCGUAUAAUUCCUGUUGACCAGGGACGUAAUCGAUCGUUUGAACUCAGGUCUUUGCCUCCAACUCAUCUUCCCACAUCCGACACACUCUCACUUGUCAUACCUGUGGAUCCCAUGGCAUGGAGUAACGCAAACGCUCCUACAAAUGGACGAGAACAUGACAUCCUCCUGAGUAUUUCCGAUGGUGGCGAGCUAGCAUUUUGGUCUUUUGCCGACGACAACGGUCAGAUUAACUGGAAAUGUACUGGACGUGUGAGGACAGGAAAGGCUGGAUAUCGGCUAGCAAGAUGCAGUUCGGCAAAAAAGACCGCACUUGUAUAUCCGGGUUCGACGGGAGACGAACUGAGUAUAUGGGACUCGAAGGAAUCGGAAUUCGCCUCGGGUCUGGAAUUUAAAUGCAUCUACGAGGACGAGCCAAUCAAUGAUUUGGAUUGGACAUCAACUCCUGACUUCCAAUCCAUCCUUGCUGUCGGUUUCUCUCAACGCGUGGUUCUGCUCUGCCAGCAACGAAUGACAUACUUUGAGGAAACACCUGCUUGGGGAAUGCUUGGUCGUAUCGAGAUUGGACAUAUGUUAACUCACAAUAUCACAGACUCGAUUUGGUUGGCUGGUGGAACGCUGCUCAUUGGAGCGGGACAUCACAUGCUGCAAUAUAGCCAGUGUAAAGCUCAAGAUACAAAACAAGACAACCCUGUAGGGCUGUUUGAACACGUCGCUUGGCUUAAUGGUCCGCUGCCAGAUUAUCACCCUCAGAUGAUUCUACAGUGCUUACUGUGGGGGAAAAUUGAGCUGGUGAAGGAAAUUAUUGAGAACUUGUACUAUUAUCUCCAGAAGCCCGUCUCCGACAGAACAUGGAAGAAUUCACCAAUUGAACACUUUCUCGAAGCUGAUGAGGUAUCGCGUUCGAGUAAAAUCGUUGCCAGGUCGCGGUAUUCGAGCUUCUUAAACUCGCCGGGAAGUAUCCAUGAGGAAGAAGAAGACGGAAGGUUCUCUCGAUCACUUGUACAGAGUCUUAUCAAAGAACUCGAAACAGAGCCUUUAGAGCAUCUGACACCCAAUGAACAUGCUCAUCUCAUUGUUUUAGUACAGACGAGGUUGGAAAUCGAGGAACAAAAAAGAUCACUAGAUGCCAAUGGGCUGCGGUACCUGAUAUCUAUGCGAUCAUUCUUCAUCCUGAACGCGAGACUCUCCUCACCGAAACCCCCCGGCACUCCAGCCUCGGCUGGCUCAUUCCCUCUCUCUUCUUCCUCCAGACAGACGCAUGCUCGUGAGCGACUCCGUUUUCGUGAUAUGGUCUGGGCAUUCCAUAGCGAGAGUCAGGAAAUUUUGCUGUCAGCUUCGGUAUCGGCCUGUCAUGGGAAAAUGAAAUGGACUGAUGCCAGAGCUCUUGGUAUAUUCAUAUGGCUGACAUCGGUCGAUUCUAUGAAAGCCCAACUUGAGGAGAUUGCUCGCAACCACUAUAUGUCUGGCAAUGCUCGAGAUCCAACGACUUGUUCGCUAUUCUAUUUUGCUCUUGGGAAGGUUCGACUGGUCCACGGCUUAUGGAAGCAAGCGGCUGGGCACAAAGAACAGCCUGUGAUGAUGAAGUUCCUGUCCAAUGACUUCAGUCUACCGCGAUGGCGUACCGCUGCGCUGAAAAAUGCUUACGCACUGUUAGGAAAACAACGCUACGAAUACGCUGCAGCGUUCUUUGUCCUAGGAGGCGGUCUUAAAGACGCGGUCAAUGUUUGCGUGAAACACCUGAAUGACUUUCAGUUGGCAAUUGCGAUAGCACGUGUCGUUGAGCCUGAGGGUGACAGACCCAUUCUCAAAAGCAUAUUGACGUCCGUCGUCGUUCCCCUUGCAUUUGAGAAGGGAAAUCGGUGGCUCGGGAGCUGGGCAUUUUGGUUACUUAACAGACGUGACCUCGCCGUUCGUAUACUGGUGUCGCCGCUGGCAGAUAUCUCGAAGUCACUAGACAUUCCCAUCAAAGAAAUUGGAGACCCAAAUUACGAUGAUCCCAGUCUUGCUCUAUUAUUCUCACAACUGCGGUUAAAGACCUUGCAGACCGCAAAGGGUACUGAGGAGAUUUCUAGUCAAACUGAAUUCAAUUUCGUCUUGCAAACGGCUCGCGUAUUUUGUCGAAUGGGUUGUCAUGCUCUUGCUCUGGACCUCGUUAGGUCGUGGUCAUUUGAUCGGCCCACUGGCAAGUCGCAUCGAUCAUUGCAGAUUAACGGUGAGGUGGAUGCCAUUGGUCCAUUGCCGAGUAGUGCUCGCCCGUCCAUCUUCGCAUUUCCAAAACACACACGUCGCUCGUCCGUCUUGAUCGAUAUGGAAGUGCCUUCCGACCCAUCUACGCGCACGACUUCUCCGGAACCGGUUGUUUCAAAUACGACAGGAGCAGAUGUUAAGACGGCAAACCCAACCUCGCCAUCACGAAAGUCGGGUCUGGGAAUGCUGAUGAAAACCGCAAAACAAAAUGUAUCAGUUCCGGAGUUCGACAUGAACGCAUUCUUCUAGAACACAUUGUGUAAUUUCAUGUCACGCAUACACGAUUGUAG